Sardina pilchardus (European sardine) is the source of this 7397-nucleotide messenger RNA. RefSeq names its product cadherin-4-like. The coding region runs from base 268 to 3057 and encodes 929 amino acids. NCBI's taxonomy places the organism in Eukaryota, Metazoa, Chordata, Actinopteri, Clupeiformes, Clupeidae. The record is from RefSeq and is a predicted model, not a curated record. The transcript has 17 exons. Gene Ontology annotation, cellular component: catenin complex; adherens junction; plasma membrane. Gene Ontology annotation, biological process: cell-cell junction assembly; homophilic cell-cell adhesion; adherens junction organization. Gene Ontology annotation, molecular function: calcium ion binding; cadherin binding.
UGUGUCUUUAAGUGGGAUUCUCCGGUGCUGUGCGGUAGGAGGGGUUGUGGUGACGCUCGCUGGCUCUUUGGUGCUGAGCUGAACAGCGAUUUCACCUGCAGUUGAGAGCACACGGAGUCAGGACGGUCUUCUACAACCGACGAGCCUACUACCGCAAACCGGCGACAGAAGGACCAUCCUAGCGCAGGCACCAGGGAAAUUGUACCAUUCUCCAAAGAAUUGGGGCCGAAUCAGAGUACUUCAAGCAGCCUCCGCUCGCUUGCAAGGAUGAAAACAGGCUUCGUUAUCUUACUAAUGGGAAUCAUCCUACUGGACUCAUCUUGGGUGACUAAGGGAGACCUACCACUGAAAGCAUCGUGCCAGCCCGGAUUUUCUCAAAGUUUUUAUACCUUGCUCGUUUCAAGGGAUGUACUGCAAGGCCGGAGCAUUCUCAAAGAUACCAUGGUGUCAUCAGGAGGAGUUAAGUUCGAGAGGUGCUUUCGGAACGCGAGCGUAGACAUGGCGAGCAGCGACCCCAGCUUCGGCGUGAAGGACGACGGCUCCGUCUACGCCCGCCGCGACGUGAGCGACCUGAGCCUGAGCGAGCCCGUCCAGUUCCGGGUGACGGCGCGAGACGCUCCCAACGAACGGGCCUGGGAGACCACCAUCAAGCUGACCCUGGCGGACGAGCCGCCAUCACCCGCACUAACACUGCUCACCAAGAGUCAGGCGCUGCCGGAGCGGAGUCCGAACGGGAAGAUCUACGGACCGCGGCCCGUGCCUUUCGUCGUGCGCUUCCCCAGGAAAACGCGGUCCAACGGGCUGCGGCGCCGCAAGCGCGACUGGGUGAUCCCGCCCAUCAACGUGCCGGAGAACUCGCGCGGGCCCUUCCCUCAGAUCCUCGUCAGCAUUCGCUCGGACAAGGACAAGUCCAAUCAGAUCCGCUACAGCAUCACCGGCGCAGGAGCUGACCAGCCGCCCAACGAGGUGUUCCAGAUUCAGCCCGUGACGGGGAAGAUGUCCGUCACCAGGCCACUGGACAGAGAGGAGCGCUCGUUCUACCAUCUGCGAGCGCAUGCCGUGGACAUGAACGGCAUCCAGGUGGAGACUCCCAUUGACCUGUACAUCAACGUCAUCGACAUGAACGACAACCGACCCGAGUUCCAGAACCAGGUCUACAACGGCUCGGUACCAGAGAACGCCAGGCCAGGCACGUAUGUGAUGACCGUGACGGCCACGGACGCGGAUGACAACGCCACGUCCAACGGCAUGGUGCAGUACCUGAUCAAGACGGAGCUGCCCCACAACCCCGUAUCCCAUCUCUUCACCAUCAACAGCGAGACCGGAGACAUCGCCACCGUGGCUGCAGGCCUGGACCGAGAGAAAGUGCCUCAGUACACACUCAUCGUCCAGGCAACCGAUAUGGAAGGCGCCCAAAGUUACGGUCUGUCCAACACAGCCACUGCCAUCAUCACCGUCAUCGAUAUCAACGACAACGCACCGGAGCUGACCGAUAGCACGUUCUCUGGAGAGGUGAAGGAGAACGCCACGGGCGUCAUAGUAACCAACCUCACGGUGAUCGACCGCGACCAGCCCCACACGCCCAACUGGAACGCCGUCUACAAGAUCGUGAGCGGAGACCCCCACAACCACUUCACCAUCAACACCAACCCGGAGAACAACGACGGCAUGGUCACCGUGGUGAAGGCGGUGGACUACGAGCAGAAUCGUGCCUUCAUGCUGAACGUGGCGGUGCAUAACCAGGUGGUGCUGGCCAGCAACAUCGCGGCGUCGCAGCAGCACACGGCCGGCGUCACCAUCUCCGUGCAGGACGUCAACGAGGCGCCCGCCUUCAUCAACAACCCCAAGUACAUCCGGCUGCAGGAGGGCGUGCCCGCCGGACACUCCGUCUGCUCCUUCAUGGCCAAGGACCCCGACAUCUUCAUGCAGCAGUCCAUCAGGUACGCUAAGCUGUCCGACCCUGCCAACUGGCUGACCAUCAACUCCAGCAACGGGCAAAUCUACACGACUGCUGUGCUGGACCGUGAGUCCAUCUUCGUCAAGAACAACAUCUACGAGGCUACAUUCCUAGCAGCAGAUAAUGGCUACCCUCCGCGGAGUGGUACGGGGACGCUGCAGAUCUACCUGACGGACGUGAACGAUAACCCACCUGCCGUGCUGCCACGUGAGGCCCAGAUCUGCGAGCGGGGUCGCCACGGCAGCUUCGUCAAUGUCACGGCGACCGAUGCCGACGAGAUGCCCAACGGCGGGCCCUUCAGCUUCGACCUGCACCCCAGCGCCCAGCGCAACUGGACCAUCUCACGGCUCAACGCUGAUCAUGCCCGGAUCAGCUUGAGAAUCCAGUACCUGGAGUCGGGCGUGUACGAGGUGCCGGUUACGGUGAUGGACUCGGGGAACCCCACGCUGACCAACCAGUCCAGCAUCAUGGUGAAGGUGUGCCCGUGCGACGAGAACGGAGACUGCUCCACCACCGGGGCCGUGGCGGCCGCUGGCCUGGGCACUGGAGCCAUCAUCGCCAUCCUCAUCUGCAUCAUCAUACUGCUCAGCAUGGUGCUGCUGUUUGUGGUGUGGAUGAAGAGGAGGGAGAAGGAGCGGCAGACGAAGCAGCUGCUCAUCGACCCCGAGGACGACGUGCGGGACAACAUCCUCAAGUACGACGAGGAGGGGGGCGGAGAGGAGGACCAGGACUAUGACCUGAGCCAGUUGCAGCAGCCGGAGUCCCUGGAGCACAUCAUGAGCAAGCCCAGCGGGGUGCGGAGGGUGGACGAGAGGCCGGUCAUCCCCGAGUCGCAGUACCCCAUCCGGCCCAUCCUGCCCCACCCCGGGGACAUCGGAGACUUCAUCAACGAGGGCCUGAGGGCGGCGGAUAACGACCCCACGGCUCCGCCGUACGACUCGCUGCUGGUGUUCGACUACGAGGGCAGCGGCUCCACCGCCGGCUCGGUCAGCUCGCUCAACUCCUCCAGCACCGGCGACCAGGACUACGACUACCUCAACGACUGGGGCCCGCGCUUCAAGAAGCUGGCCGACAUGUACGGCGGAGGGAACGACGACUAAGAGCGCCCUCUUGACUCCCGACGCCAACACACCCCGGCCCAAAAAUGAAAGAUGGAGGUUCCCACACCCCCACCAACCACCCGACCCCCAUGCCAACUGGCCAAGCUCUCCAAUCACAGAGCAGGACUCUCUUAACAGCCACACCCACAACCCACAAAACAACCAACCGAUUCAAACCAACAUUUUCUGUCACAUGUCACAUCAUGAAACAGACAAGGACUUGACAGCGAGGCAGCUUUGUGUACUAUCCUCUGCUGACAGUCUUUGAAAAACAAACAAAAAAAAGACAAAAGAACAUUGUGUUGUGGUUUUUAUCCUCUCCUUUCUUUUGUAUUCUGAUUUUGACUAUUAUUUUUUCUCUCUCUCUCUCUCUUCGAUGAAGGUAUAUGUUAACAGUAUUUUACUCAUUUGAGUUAAGUAAGUGCAAGCUUUUUUUUUAAGAUGUGUAAUACCAGUCGCUCCAUAGUCUCUGCCCAGCUGCCCUUACCUGGCACACAUCCCUUGACCGUCUCUCCUCAUUCGUCCUGCAGUCCUCCACCGAUGGCCAGGUCGAGUUGCAUUCUGCUCGAGGAGACCGAAAAGAUACAAAAAAAAAAAAAAAAAAAGAAGAAGAAAAAAAACCCUCCCACAGCAUUCUCACGUGAGAAAGAGAGUGUAUGAAAGGGAAAGAGUUGCUAUCUCACUUAACUUGAAUUCUUCUGAAGAGAGAAGCACUGUUGUUUAAGAAGUGCCUUCACUGGUGCAUUUCUUUCUUUCUUCGUUUCUUCCUUACUUACUUACUUACUUGCUUUAUUUGUUUUGUUUUGUAAUUUGUUUGUUUGGGUUUUUUUUUCCGCUGUUUGGAACUUCGUCAAUCUCAGGAUUGGUUGGCCACACGGAUGGCUGGCGUGUCCCUCCUCUGACAAGCCCAGUCUGAUGCCCCAUCCCACCUCUGGCCCAGUGCAGGAGCCUCAUCGGCUGUCUGGCUAUUGAGUUGAGAUUUGGCCUUGUGGAUUGUAGGGUUAUACCAGUUAGUCUAGACAGAAUCAUGUUGUCAAGUGCUUCAUGUAAAGUUGUUUCCUUUUUUUAUCGCGUGCUUUAAAUGAAAUAGAGGGAUUAGUUAGGAGAGGACAUGGGAGAAAAAGCGAUUUGUUUGUUUUUUUCUCGUCCAAACGCUGAGAUGGGAGUGUGCCAAGUGUGAGAGCCUAUACUGUACGUUGGCACAGCAGAGACGUGCAUUCCUAAUCAGACUAUGUGUAAAUCCUUUAAUCAAACUGUGCGUGGAAAUUCAAUGAUUGUUGAUUGUAUUGAUACGUAAACGUGCAGAAACAAGCUGUAGCUUGGAUGGCUGUUCAAAUCUUGGAUGUCCACCUGUGUGUGUGUGUGUGUGUGUGUGUGUGCGUGUGUGGGUGUGUGCGUGUGUGUGUGGGUGUGUUUGCUGUGUUUGAUCCCCCGCUGAAAGCAGGACACUUUAGGGCAGCAAAUGUGUGUGUGUGCGUGUGUGCAUGUGUGUGUGUGUGUGUGUGUGUGUGUGUGUGUGUAUACUGUACUGACUUUGUCAAUUUGUUGUGAAGGAUUGGAAUUGGUAUUGGGCGAAGCCCAAGGGGACAGUGGCUAUCGUGAUUAAACCUCUCUUUUCAGAGGUGACAUGAUUGGUGUGUGCGGAACGGAACGGGUGGCAGGGGAAUGCAUGAUGUUUCUCCCCAACACUCUCAACGUGUUACUCUAGUGCGUAGGGUUGAUUAUUUGAAUUGAUGAAACCAAUAUAUAUAAACUGUAAAAAGUCCAAACGAUGUACAAAAAAAAGGGAAGGGAAAAGAUCCUAUUUUUGAAGUGUUUAGGAAACCUUAAGCAGUUGGUGCUCUAGUUGAUGUUUUUUUUUCUCUCUCUUUCUUUCUUUCCUUUGCUGUUGAGAGGGUUACAGAGCACCACACCCAAAGUACUCAAAGGUCUCUGAGCCUCGACUUCUCUACCCCUUUAGAACCUGCCUCCGCAGGGGGCUCCUCUCAAUGAUUUGCCCCCCACUGCGGUUCACACAGACGAUUGACGACUCCUUUUCAAAAUCAUAUCUUUCUUAAGUCACAGUGAGCCAGUGAGAUCGCAGUAUGACAGUGAAGCUGCCUGGAUUACACGUUUCCAGUGUCAUUAACCCUGAAAGCUACUCGUUAUUCCAAUACUUUUUGGGGAAUGUGGUCGUUUUAGUCUUUUUCUAAUUGUCAGUGGUUCGUGUGAUGACAGCUGUGCUCUCAAGGGAUAAAAAAAAACUUCCACACAACUCUGCCAGUGAAAUACUCAUUGUAAUUCUCAUAAGGCCGACCCACCAGUCUCCAAAUAGACGAGGCAGCAAGUGCAAAGUAGAUCCUUUGUAUGCUGUAACGAUUAGAUAUGCAAACUUUUGCCUUUACCGUUUUUAAAAAAUCUCAGCUUCCCCCUCCGGCCCACAGUGUUCAGCACCCUGCUCCCUGAGCCAUUCCCCUAGUGAAACAUGGUGACGCUGUGGGACUGCAACAGGAGUUCUCUCCACAAGCCAUUACGGUGGAAGCCCUGGGAAUAAGCAGGAACAGGCUCCAGGGGGAAGCCACCUCUUGUCGGACCUUUCCCAGUCUUCGGUCACAACAUCCAUGUGUCAGAGCCACUAUUUGAAUGUGAUGCAAUCUGUCAGCACGCACUGAUAUGAGCUGAUUAGACACACCUGUGAGGUGUGGGAGAGAGGGCCUGGCAGUCCAGACUGGCCGAUGACACAUUGUGUUGCCACACAUUAGCUCGACCCAUCUCUCCCUUUGGGCGCUGCCGCCCAUGUAACUGUGGUUCACAUUUCAAGGACAGUAUGCCUUAUCGAUUCCCAAGGCAGGGGAGGGAUAGCACAGGAUUUUUGUCAUUUGUGCCGUGAAGUGGUCUAGUCUUUCUCCUGCCUUUCCCCCCGACUCUCUGUCCGUCGUAUCGUAGUUAGCAGCCUUCAGGGUCCAGGCUAGUGCCAGUGACCGGUCUCGUUUGUCAGUGGUCAACAUGGCUGAUGGUGUUUCCUCCAACAGAACAAAGGACCAAGUCUAACCAACUAAAGGUACUUCAGCCUCUUACACCUUCCAUCUUCAGACAGCCAUCGGGCUGGUGCCGUCAGGUCGUGGUGGCCACGUACUUGGUGAGACCACGCUGUAACUUAGACCCUACUAAAGUACGGAACCAUCCGGAACCGUGCGACCCGACGCUUCCCAAACCAACCCCAUCCCCCCAGUAACCACACCACAACCCCCAUCACAACAAAUGCCUUGCGUUAGCCAAUGAGCAGGAAGCCGUGGUAGUUAGUUCAAGGUGAGCUUUAUGUUCAGUGCAGUGCAGUGCAGUAGCUGUGCCGUUCUGGAGAUGCCUCUGCACACUCACAGUUCCCUGCAGGGGAUGUGGCUUUAUCAUAUGUGUUCAUGUCUCAUUGCUUCUGUUUCGCUUUGGCAUAGCAAGCCUGAGGGCACACAUACACACACACACACACACACACACACACCCACACACACAUACACUCUCUCUGAAACAGCCACUGCAUUUUUUUAUUUGUAUGUCACAAACAGUUGAAAUAAAUGUAACUGAUGUAUAUAAACUUAUUUCUUUAUCUGUUUUGUUUCGAUUUCUUUUGUACCGCUACACAAGUUUUUAACCAUCAUUCUGUAUGAACUUAGCUGAUUUUGUAUAUUCUCUUAGAUUUAUUUUUUAUAUGUAUUUCACUUCUUGUUUUGCUUUUUUUUGUUUGAUCGCAGUGUUUUCGGUUAUUUCAUGUUGUUUUUCUGUGAAGAAUAGCAAGCUUCAACACAGUCAAGAAAGCCAUUUGAGUUUAUAGUAAACUCCAAGGAAUUCUAAGCCUAUGGCCAACCCAUCUAACCACUGUUUGUCGUUGAAAACAUAGUUGUUGUAUGCCAUUCUUUUCCCCAAAAACACACACUCCAAAACACAUUCAUGCACACCCAGACAGAAACGCUGGGUCUAAAACCCUGUCUGCAUCCAAAAUCCAUCAUGCCGCGGUGCUAUCCAGACAGCUCAAUCCCCCGCCGCCUAGGUUCGCCUCGUUGGUCUAUAGCCUACCUGGUGCCUCGUCAGAUCCCCUCAGUCCGCUGUCUGGGAAACAGGAGGCAGAGCUGCCAGGCCCCGCGGGCCCUUAACGGAUGAGGGGAGAAAGGCCAAGCGCUCGGCGCGACACCCCAAAAAUAAACACCUGUCUCCCACCUAGCCGCCCAUUUUUUGUUUUUUUUCUACAUUUGCGUUCGCCGUAUCUAAAAAUGAGUUGUUCGCUUUCAGCAGCAGCCAUUGCUUACGGAUCAGUCCGUAGGCUGCAGGCAGAGCGCAAGUAUGCGGUGAGAGAGAUAGAGACAGAGAGA